Messenger RNA from Cooperia oncophora, 960 nucleotides. Lineage: Eukaryota; Metazoa; Nematoda; Chromadorea; Rhabditida; Trichostrongylidae. The record is from the annotation of a GenBank genome assembly.
AUGGAAACAGAAGGACCACCUGGCGUGGAUGUUGAGCCGUCACCGCCUGCGCAGCCCAAACAUGACGCCACACAACCGGUAGCAGGCAGAUCAUGGAGAUUACUUGCAGAUCCGCUCGCGGACUCAGGAGACGAUGAUGACGAUGACGACGUUGAAGUGACGAUUGGUGUGAUACCGCCAGUGAAUGUCCAGUAUAGUCUGAAAGGCUCACUGGAUGUGAAUGGCGAUGUGAGUCAAACAGGCAAGCUGGAUAUUGAUGCUGUACCAAUGAUCAACGAUAAGCCCAUCUAUGAUAUCGAUCUUGCACAAAUGGAGGAUCGCCCUUGGCGAAAACCUGGAGCUGACAUUACUGAUUACUUCAACUAUGGAUUUACAGAAGGCAGAUUCAACACUCCCUUUCAGUGCCAAUCAUAUAUUGCUUCCGAUUGUUCUCUUUUAAGAAACAUGGAAUACUUACUACAGGAAUACGGUAAUCAGGGUGCAGCCAAUAAAGCACUAUUCUCCUCGAUUAAUUUGGCGAAUCCACUUGGAAUGCCGCCAACCGGAGGCCGCCAGUUGGUGCCGCUCACUGAAGGAACCGUUAAGGUUCUGACCGAUAACGGCGGAAAGUUCAAGCCACAUUUUCACAAACUUUCCACAGAUCCGACGGAGCCAAUUAUGAGGACCGUUAUCGCCGGACCGCAGCCAUCGAGUGCUCCAACUGGACCUCCAGGAGUGACACCAACUCCUGCUCCUGUUGUUGACUUCAGCAAGCCUCCACCUGGGCUUCCUCCAUCAGGACCGCCUCCUGCACAGACACCCUCUGUACCAACGAUUCAUAUCAUGGAUGGUCCUCCCGGAGUCGACAUUAUUGGACCUCCUGGUGUUGAUGGUCCACCAGGAGUUGAUCUGGAACCACAAACAAUACCAACUCUCGGUUCGGGAAGUGGUCUGGACUUGUCAAUGCCUCCUCCAGGGUAA